This is a messenger RNA of Babjeviella inositovora NRRL Y-12698, 865 nucleotides long. RefSeq names its product mitochondrial 37S ribosomal protein uS10m. Gene Ontology annotation, molecular function: structural constituent of ribosome. NCBI's taxonomy places the organism in Eukaryota, Fungi, Ascomycota, Pichiomycetes, Serinales. The record is from RefSeq and is a predicted model, not a curated record. Gene Ontology annotation, cellular component: small ribosomal subunit; mitochondrion; ribosome. Bases 24 to 785 code for a protein of 253 amino acids. The transcript has a single exon. Gene Ontology annotation, biological process: translation.
GCAUGUUCUCCUCCGCGAGUGCAAUGAGAAUUUCCGCAAGCAAGUUAAAGAACAUCAAACCAGCGUCGGUCACCGGCGGCUAUGCGCCCAAGGUCAUUGCCAACCACGAUUUGCUCGCCAAGGACCUUGAUUUGAGCAUUGCUGCUGACGAGAAGGAUGCUGCUUUGGCAUCUAAGCCGGUUCCGUUAGCUGUGGAACUCACAUACUACAAGCCGAUGAAGUGGCCGGUCCACCACAACCACUUGACCGGUGACAUUACCGUCAGAUCAUACGGUAUCUACAACGUGGAACUCUUUUCAGACUUUAUUUUGAGAGUAGGAUACUACUUAGGGAUUCCAAUGACCGGCCCUACCCCUUUGCCGCUCAAGAUCGAAAGCUGGACCACCAUCAGAGGUCCAUUCAUCCACGCAAAAUCCAAGGACAACUGGGAAAGAAAGACCAGAAGCAGACUGAUUAAGUGCUGGGAUUGCACCCCAGAGGUGUUUGAAUUGAUGAUGAGCGUUGUGGAGAAGUACGGGAUUCCUAACUUGGGAGUCAAGUCACAACUCUACGUCGACCAUUCGUUGGAGUCCAUCAAGAAGGACUUGAACAUGGUCGACUCUGUUGCCUUGAAGACUGUUUCUAAGGAGGAGGAUGCCGUGCUUGCAAGAGUUAGAGAGUUGUUGGCCGAUCCAGCCUUUAAGAGGCACUUAGACGCUGAUGCUGAGAGAGUCAAGACCGAGGCCACCCAGGAGCAUAAGAGGCUCGAAUCUGAGGUCGACGCCGAAGUCACUGCCCAGGUCUAAAGCAAACAAUAAUUAAGUGGGAGAGACAGGUAUAAUGUCGCCCAAUUUAUCUGUAUAUAAAUCAUGACAUUCAUUGGAAU